Molecule: messenger RNA, 954 nt
Organism: Ustilago hordei
Lineage: Eukaryota; Fungi; Basidiomycota; Ustilaginomycetes; Ustilaginales; Ustilaginaceae
Exons: 1
Coding region: 1-954 (317 amino acids)
Source: RefSeq, a predicted model, not a curated record
AUGUCCAGCGCAGCGCAAUCCCAAACGACUGGCAGUGGCUCGGCCAUGCACAAGAUUGCACGCAAUGGCUUCGACUCUUCAGGUGGAUCCGGACUCUAUGACCGCGCACGACCCUCCUACCCUCUGGCAGCGAUCUCAACUAUCAUUGCCGAAGCGACCAACGCUGACUCUCCAGCACCGCUCCGCAUUGUCGAGCUGGGUGCUGGCACUGGUAUCGCAACACGCAUGCUGCUUGCAACCGCAACCUCGCCAUCUGCUGAUGGCACACCACCUCCCGGAGUCGAAUCUCUCACUGCCAUCGAGCCUUCUGCUGGUAUGCGCUCGCAUUUCGAGACUGCAAUCGCCUCUGCUACCAACUCGCUUAAGCAACAGAUGCAAGACAAAGGCCUUCUCUCACCCUCUGCUAGCAUCUCCGUCCAGGACGGCGCUUUCGAGUCUUUCGACGCUGGUGAGGCAAAUGACGCAGUAGUCGUCGCGCAAGCUUGGCAUUGGUGCCAAGACUGGAACGCUGCGCUGCAGCAGGUCGCUAAAGCUCUCCGACCCAACGGUAUCCUUGCUCUGGUUUGGAACUUGGAAGACAGGCAAGCAGCUCCAUGGGUCGCUCAGAUCCGCGACUUGUAUGAACAGUACGAAGACGGCACACCUCAAUACAGACACAUGUACUGGCAUGCCAUGUACAAGGCUCCCACCUGCACCAGCCAUUUCAAAGCAGACGAGCCAAGGCACUACCACCGCACCAUCCCAACUACCUUGCAGGCCGUUAUCGACCGUGUCCUGUCAAAGUCAUACAUCUCGGUCUUGCCUCAGGACAAGCAGGUCAAGUUGGUCAAAGAUAUCUCUGACUACCUCAACAACACUCCAGACGAACAGCUUGGAAGGAAGUGGAUUGACAAGGAGCAGGGUGUUUGGGAGUACCCCUACCGAACUGAUCUCUUCAUCUUCCGUCGCAAGUAG